Messenger RNA from Cadophora gregata, 7034 nucleotides. RefSeq names its product asparaginyl-tRNA synthetase (gene SLM5). Gene Ontology annotation, biological process: asparaginyl-tRNA aminoacylation. The transcript has 6 exons. The record is from RefSeq and is a predicted model, not a curated record. NCBI's taxonomy places the organism in Eukaryota, Fungi, Ascomycota, Leotiomycetes, Helotiales, Ploettnerulaceae. Gene Ontology annotation, cellular component: mitochondrion. Gene Ontology annotation, molecular function: nucleic acid binding; asparagine-tRNA ligase activity; ATP binding. Bases 1 to 1524 code for a protein of 507 amino acids.
AUGGUCCAGCCAAAAGCGAGUCUGAUACGCACCUUGAAGUUGACCUCGAGCCAAUGCCGGCAUGCCCAUACACGAGCUGGUCCGUACAGCUCUUCAAUUGCGCAACUUCUAGACAACGGUCCGCAGGAUGCCAGCAAGGUGGUGAUCAAUGGCUUCAUCAGGUCAAUCAGGAAUCAGAAGCAGAAGUCAUUUGUCUCUGUGGGAGAUGGAACGACGGCGAAGUCAUUACAAGCUGUGCUGAGGCCAGAACAAGCACAGAGUCUCACGACUGGGACGGCAGCACGGUUCACAGGAGCUUGGAGGCCAUCACCGAAUACCAAGGCCCAAAGCCACGAGCUCGUUGUAGAAGAUGUCGACAUAUUUGGCACUGCCGAUCCGGUCACAUUCCCUUUGCAGAAGAAAUGGCAUACACCUGAGUAUCUUCGGACGAUGCCCCAUAUGCGAGGACGAACCCAGACAAAUUCGACUUUACUUCGUUUGCGUUCAGAUGCCAUAGCUGCUGUGACUGGAAUGUUUCAUCAGAAUGGAUUCACGCAGACCCACACCCCAAUAAUCACAUCGUCAGAUUGCGAGGGGGCGGGGGAGGUUUUCCAUGUUGGUAGUGCACACAAGGGGAAGAUUACCAAAGAAGAUCACGGCACAUUUUUCAGGUCUCCGAAAUAUCUAACCGUUUCAAGUCAACUACAUCUAGAGGCUUUGGCACAAUCAGUCGGUAACGUCUGGACACUAUCACCGACAUUCCGAGCCGAGAAAAGCGAAACUGCACGGCAUCUGAGCGAGUUUUACAUGCUGGAGGCAGAAUUGAAUUUCACUGAAGAUAUGAAUGAUGUAAUGAAUGUGCUACAGGACACUUUCAGAGCUGUCACCGACAGCCUUGAAAGCCGAUCUAGGGUCGCAAUAGAGCUACUUGGAAGCGGAACUUCUCCAGACGAAUCAGUCAGUCGAGAGAAGGAACUGUUGCGACGCUGGCGUGGUGGCUCUGAGGAAUUCCAUCGAAUCACCUACACCGACGCUAUCAAGCUUCUUCGUUCAAGCCUGCACAAAUUUGAGCACGAACCUAAAUGGGGCGCCGCCCUCCAAGCCGAACAUGAACGCUAUAUUGCGACCACUUUGGGAUCAACAGAUGCUUCAGUGGUACCGGUUUUUGUCACCCACUACCCAAAGGCCAUCAAACCAUUCUACAUGCUGCCUUCCUCCAGCAAUGAAGAUGGUCGCGAAACCGUGGAGUGUUUCGAUUUGCUCGUCCCCGAGGCGUGUGAAAUUGCAGGUGGUUCCAUGCGUGAAUAUCGCUUGGAGCCACUCAUCCGAUCCAUGCAGGCCAACAAGAUGAUUCCACCUGGUACCAACCUUUCAGACAAGGAACUCGGCGACCUGAAAUGGUACGUUGAUCUACGAAGAUGGGGUAGUGCACCUCAUGGAGGAUUCGGUCUGGGCUUUGACCGAUUGUUGGGAUAUCUUGGACUUGUGCCAAAUAUCAGGGAGGUUGUGACGUUCCCUCGUUGGGUAGGACGCUGUGACUGCUAAGGGCCUAUCGUCACCUGUACAGUAUAUCUGUUGUAAUACCAUAAUCAGCACGGAAAUCCUGCACCCGACCCCCGAAUUUUACUCCCUGGGAUUUUACUCGGUCACACGCGUAUACAUGUCCCAUUCUCCAAGUUGCUCCUCGGGAACACGGCUCCUAGGCUCAACUUUCCGUUAAUGGUUCUAGGAACAGACAAGCCGGCCUCCAACUCGGCCCUUCCCUUGACCCUCGUCAUACACCGAAGUGCCCGGUCACAAGAACUUUUAGAGACAUUCAACAUUAUUCGUGCAAUCUACCACAUUUUCUUUCAGCUAUCUUUCUAUGAAUAACCUGCUCAACCCUCCAAUUCUCGACUUUGCCAACAACUGCGCCUUAUCGCUACACACAUGAAACACUGACGACCUCACAGGCGACCAAAUAUCACAAACCCCAACAUCCGGAUGAACUGCCAGGGCAGACUUCGGCAGCAAGCGCCACCAACAUCGUCGGACCCCAAAAUUGUCCGAUUCCAAACCCUGAAAUUCAAGCGCAGAAUCUCACCUGCAUCGGAACGGCUACUCCCUUCCCCAUUCUCUGCGGUGCAGCCGGUAUCUGCUGUUUCGAGAGGUAUGUAUGUCAACUACGCGUAUCAUAUUGUAAUAAGGCCAGCGUUUGGAUCAAUUGAAAUACUCAACAUGCUUAAAUCUGGAAUGUUUGCAUAGCCGCUCGCUUCUCCUUCGAGAUACUGCAGCAGAGCAAACUCAAAUCCGUAUCUGCAAACCCAAAUCCCUAAUUAGGAAGUCAAGGAGGCAAGUAUGGUGCCAUGCGAUGCGAUGCGCCUCGGACAUCUGCCACAUCUGGCAUGCACCGGCAGUUCGUGGGUUGAUCUUUGGAUUCGAGUGAUUAACCUGCUGGGCGGCUACGCCUCCCACAGAAUAGACAGUUCAUGGCCAUCAUCGACCUGCGCCUUUCUGCAGCGGCAGAUGAUAUGCAUCCGGUUUCCUAUCCUCCCCAUUCUUUUACAGCCACCCAUUCAAACCCUUUCCAAGCGGCUAUGGAACUUUCCGUGCCGCCGACACGCGCGGGGGACAGGACGAGACGACAGGGUCGCAUGCAUGCGUGCAUACGGACCCAUCGACCCAUCUGAAGGUUCUCGCUCCACCAUUCGCACUCACACGUCUCUCAAGAGCAGUGGAAUCAUUCUUGCAUGAUUUCUCCAAGGCACGUAAUUUCAAGAUUUCUGCACAGAGUAAGAAGCAAGGAGGUACAGGUACAGGGUCCUAGUGGAUCGACUGUAGUGUGUGCCUGGUUGUGAUACACAGCCUGCGUUUGCAGCGCCUAAAUCGACUCACCUGCAGGAACGAUGCAAAAUGAUCCUAGGAUCAGCGAAAUACCACGAUAUCCCCUAGGAAUCUCGUGUUCUGUGCGCUCUCAUUCGACAAUUGUUUCGUUUGUUGCGGGUACUAUCUUAUUAUGAUCUCUGCUGUGGUAGUAGUGCAACUCUCAAUCAGAUUAUGAGAGGGGAACGACAAGGGUAAGCUGCAGGUGCGGUGCGGCGCGGGGCGGACGGGGAACGGAACGGCUAUGUACGAGCCUAUUUUAACACCAGGGUAUAUCUGAAUAGGGCUGAGAUCUGCGGUGAUGGCUUGUUGGGAGCGGUGAUCGCGAGUCAGUUAGAAUAAUGGCAUGGUGGGAGAGCCUAGAGCAUAUUGCCAACCGAGUCCUGUAUGCGACCCUCGUCACCACAUUUGUCCAUACAAUCUCAUCAUCUCCAGAGACUGGAAGUGACCCCACAAGGCGCAAGAGGACACCUGAGCAGACUUGGACGUGGUAUCUCACGAAAUCUGCCUACCAUGACCUUAUUUUGAAACAGAAAAUCGCUCAAUCACCGCAUGUUCACACCAAUUGUCUAUACAAUACCUGCAAGGCAUACCGAGUGGGAAAUUCCGGUGCUCGAUCGAAGUGAAGUGAAGUCGAGAUAGAGUUGGGGGCUGAUCACCAACAAAACGACCCUUGCAUCCAUUCUGCGCUUUCCAGCCCCCAAGCCGAAACUUCUCCCCCCUCCCUUCUCCCCCCAGCUACCAUAGUUCGAAUCCCAAGUAUCUCCAGCUCUCAGUACCGAUCGAAAAGAGGGCUGCAGAUAGUGAGAAAACGGAUAGGAUGAACUGGCAUCUUCCAGGUCCCGGAUCAUGGGGGCUUUUUCCCGUCCCAGCAAAUGCGCUUUUGACGUGAAGGCGUUGACGCUUGGUUCACACUUUAUUCUUUGCCGUUACGAGGCGCUUGGAAUAGGGCUCGGACCGAAUGAUGGGUAUUUGCUUGGGGGCCAAGCUUUCACCUUCGCUCUCAAAAGAGGGUGAAUACCUCCGGUCUUUGGCCGGGGCUUCAGUCCCCAGUGUUAGUCUUGCGGUUUCAUUCGCUAGUCACAUUGUAUCGCGAGGUACUGUUACAAAACAUAUCAUCCAGGCCCGGCCGCCCGGCCAGAGUAGCUUGUUGGGUUGCAUUGGUAGAUGGGUGGGUUUGUAUGAGACCAAUAAAUGGGUACUCGUCUGUCUCGAGAUAGACACCGACCGACCUCGAACCCCUCCCAUUUCUUCAGCGGGGCAAGGAGCCAGGCAGGGCAGGCAGGCAGUGUCACACCCGCGCCUAACCGCCCGCCCGCACCCCUACCCUUUCUAUAUAUUCUUCCUUACAGUGUCUGCAUGUACAAGCAUGUAACUGUACACACCAAAACACAUGCAGCAGCCUGUUAUCUGGCGGGUCGGUCGAGGCGGAGGCGCGCGGAGGCCAGGCGAGGCGCCACUCCCGUCUCGUCCCCCCUGGUCCUGCAGCCAGUUGCAGCCGCUGCGCUUUCUUCACUUUGAAUAAUAAUAUUCAUUUAUUCAUUAUUUGAAUAUCUUGAAUGUAUUUUAUUUUUUGUUAUUUUCCUUUUGCUGCCACACGACCCACCCACACCUACACACAGGGCAGGGGGUCGUACAUCAAGUAGCCGCGCCGGACCUGCGGUUACUGCCCCUCCUUUCCCUUCCCUGUUGCUUUUCCUCCCUUACCUUGUCAACACUUUGACUCAUCGGAGGUGGGCUGAACAAGCCAGGCAGCUGGAGGAUAAUGUCUACGGGUCCGCUUGCUUGCUUUCUUGCCUGCUCGCUUGCUUGUUGCUUCCCCAAGGAGACAACCUCUGUACUGCGAGUACACUGGGCUGAGACUUCACAAGAGUAGGAGGAGAGUUCUCAUUACAGUAGAGUAAACCUGAAACCAAGCGCAGAGGUGGCGCAGCCGCGUACAUCUGCAUCUGUAUCAGCCUGUCUAUCUAUCUUUGUAUCUCCAACUUCAUUUGCGCUUCAUUUUUUAUUCAGCUUUGCUCAGCUGUCUGCCUGUUUAUCUUUCGAUCUAUCUGUUUGUAAUACGUGAUGGCUGAUGGGAGGCAUUCUUUCCUAGGGAGGGGAGGGUGAAAAAGUUGGGUGGUGAGUCAGUGAGUGAGUGGGUAUCGGAGGGUGGUGGUCUGAUAGUCAGUCAAUCAUCAGCUGAGUUGGAGAGUGAGUGAUACGAUCCUCGAUUAUUGACUUUCGCCCUCUUUUCAGGAAGUGAGCCGUCUUUAUGAACAGCAACUUGUAAUCUAGCGAGUUUGAAGCUACUUUUUGUACUUUAUAGAUUCUCCUGAGUCCGAAGAAGCAUACUGCACCCCAGUGUGGUGGUGUGAAGGCAGAAGAGAGGGAUUUCGACUUUUUUUGGCUUCGCAGCUUGGUACUCAACGAAAGUAAUCCUUCAUUCUUAGGAAGUAAAAUCCACUUGCAUGAAUAAAUGACAACGAGACCCUCUGUUAUUUCCGCUCUCUUUCAGACUUCCUGGCUAUGUUCUCGUCUAAGUAACAACUCCCGAGAUCUUUCAAUCCACACUUUCUCCUUCUCCUUCUCCUUCUCCUUCUCGUCAUCUCAACAACAUCAUAACGAAAACUCAAAGCAAGUAAGUAAGUAGGUCCUAGAUACCUCUCCCCACCCACUCUUUCCCGAGGAAAUAUACCACCCACCCACCCACUCUACCCAGCUACCUACCUACACCUCUUGAUUUCUGACCUCCGAAGUGGCAAUCGGUCCGGCCCAGCUCGACUACAUCCUACCAACCCAUCCUACCAACCAACCAAUGGUCCCACGGCACAGCUACCUACCUACCAUGAUGGGAUUUAUUAUACAUAAUAUAAAACACCAACUUAAUCUUCAGCGUAUAAUUUUCAGCCUUCAGCCUUAGCUACUUGUUGCUUGCAUGGAAUGUGAAAUGUGAAACAGGGAAGGUGGAAGAUGAAACGUGAAACAUUCCCAACAAUAGAGAUAACGUAGGACUGUGAGGUACCUCACGGGUAAAGUAGUAGUGCUGUACCUGUAUCUGUACUUGUACCAGUCAGGGAGGGGGUAGGCUCGCUCGUUCACUCACCUACAGGAACAGCAACAGGAACAAGAACCAGGGAGAGGGGGAAGGGGAGAAGGAGAAAAGAAAGGAAAGUUUGUUAUAAGCGCAAGGGUGCGGCGCAGGUAAUCAUACAGUACAGUCCUAACACUGUAUCUUCGGAGAUCAAGAGAUGUACGCAUGCAAUGUAUCAUUCACCUUUCAGCCCUCUGCUCAGCUGGGGUCCAGCUCAGAUCAGAUCAGCUCGGGUCGGGUUGGGGGUUAUCUGUUUGUCUUUGUGUCUGUCUCUCUGAUUGUUUGAUAAACAAGUAUCCAGUAUCAAACAAAUGUAUAUGUAGAAACAUUUGUAUGCGUGGGAGUAUGUUUGGACGUAUUCAUAGAUCAGAUCAGAUCUGCAGUCUUUUUCUCCACUUGUUCACUUGCCCACUUGCACCAUUCAACCUUACCCACCUGCUUCCCCCUUCCCGCUAGUUUUUUUCUUCACCUGCUUCCCCGCCGGCAAGUCCAACACUACAGAUCCCAUCCCAUCACACAACACCACUUCCCAAUAUAGAGCCAUACAAAACAAAACAAAACAAAAACAAUCACAUAACACAUAACACAAGCAUAACAGAAACAUAACACAAAUCUGCCUCACACAAAUCCAACCCUCUCCCUCCAUCCAUCCAUCCCUCCCUCCAUCCAUCCGUUCGUACGUUUCAGAUAUAUUAUAUUACAGUACAUGCCGCAUCAGGCAUCAGGCAUCAAAUAGGGAGAUAUUCUCGCCCCCACGUGGGCCCCCGCCUGCCGUCUCCUCCCUUCCAAGACAGGUGAGAGAGGUGAGAGAGAUUCUUUCUUACUUGCCUCGUAAUUUUUUAGUUGGUAGAAGAGUGGAGUGAUAGGAAAUGAUAGGAAAUGAUAAGAUGUGAUAGGAAGUGGUACCACUACCUGCCUGCCUACCUGCCUGCCGGGCCCAGCCGGUGUCCGGUGCUCGGUGUGAGCUAGCUUUGGUAACGAGAAAUGAAGCCAUCUUGAUAGAAGAGUUGGGGGAAAAAAAGGUCAGAGAGACUGCGGUGGAGGUAGAUAGAUAGAUAUCUACCAAGCAAGUCAAGCAAGCAAGUCAAGCAGUGAAGUCAAGUCCAGUCCAGUAAAGAGA